AUGACGAAGGCCUGCAGCGUCGUCUUGGUCCUCGCGGCGAGCACCAGCCUGGCUUCUGCGUUCUUCUUCGGUGACUUUGGCCCCGGAGAGCCUCUCGAACGUCGCCAGGUAAUAGAUGUGUCAUGGAGCCUGAACAACCAGACCGUCUACUUCAACAACAAGGCGCACUUCAUCAUGAACGUCACACUGUACGGCGACACGGCAGAAGAUUGGCACCAAGAGGAGGUGAUAACCACGGCUACCCACGGGGGCACGCACUUCGACGCGCCGCUCCACUUCUACAAGGACGGCUGGUCGGUCUCCGAGGUCCCGCUCGAGCGACUGGUCUUCCCGCCAGUGGCGCUAGUGGACAUCCAAAAGAAGGUGGCCUCCAACGACACAUACCAGCUGUCCGCCGGCGACCUGCGAGACUGGGAGAGACAGCACGGAAGGCUUCCCGCCGGUUGCAUCGUUUUCCUUCGCACCGGGUGGUACAAGAAAUAUUUCAACCGAACCGCCUACAGAAACCAGGACGCCAACGGCGUCUUCCAUUACCCAGCCAUCGGCCCCGACGCGGCCACGUAUCUGGUCCAGGGAGGCCGGGCGUACGGUAUCGCCAUGGACUCGGUGUCUGCGGACGUGGGCGGCCCGGUCAGCCACAACAUCCUCCUCCGCGCUCAGCUCUACAUCGUGGAAAACCUGAGCGGUCUGGAAAAAAUUCCGGCCACAGGAGCCAGGGCCAUAAUCCAGCCCAUGAAGAUAGAUGGUGCCAGCGGUGCCCCUGUUCGGGUUCUGGUCGUCUUACCGAAUUAA
This is a messenger RNA of Ixodes scapularis (black-legged tick), 792 nucleotides long. RefSeq names its product isatin hydrolase. NCBI's taxonomy places the organism in Eukaryota, Metazoa, Arthropoda, Arachnida, Ixodida, Ixodidae. The transcript has 3 exons. The coding region runs from base 1 to 792 and encodes 263 amino acids. The record is from RefSeq and is a predicted model, not a curated record. Gene Ontology annotation, molecular function: arylformamidase activity.